Messenger RNA from Closterium sp. Naga37s-1, 828 nucleotides. The record is from the annotation of a GenBank genome assembly. NCBI's taxonomy places the organism in Eukaryota, Viridiplantae, Streptophyta, Zygnematophyceae, Desmidiales, Closteriaceae.
AUGACCUCUCUUCUCGCUCCGCAUUCCGCCGUCCCAGCCGCCGUAGGUUGCGCUGCUGCACACAGAACGGCUGUCCGAUCCGCAUCAGGAGCUUCCCAACCGCUCUCUGGUCACAAGCUCGUUACCGCCUGCUGUCGCCCAGGCGCUUCUCCCCAGCCCGUCCAUCCCAUGCCCGGACUGCAGCGGCCAGGGCUGGCGGCAGUGCGAGGCUGUUCUCUCCAGCUCCACUAUUCCAUGCCCGGACUGCAGCGGCCAGGGCUGGCUGCAGUGCGAGGUGUGCCAGGGGGAGCGGGUCAACGUGAAGGUCAACAAACGCCUCUUCCGCCGCUGCCCUGGCUGCUACGCCCUGGGGAUGACGCUCUGCCAGAAGUGCUGACGGAAGAACGAAAAGCUUGGCGGAAGAACCAUCCGCACGGAUUUGUCGCCAGACCAGAGGCAAAAGAUGACGGCUCGACAGACAUGAUGACAUGGAAAUGCGUAAUACCUGGAAAGAAGGACACUGACUGGGAAGGUGGUCAUUAUCCGCUGACGAUACACUUUACGGAAGACUACCCAUCGAAACCGCCAAAGUGCAAGUUCCCUCCAGGCUUCUUUCAUCCCAACGUCUAUCCGUCAGGCACGGUGUGCCUCAGCAUUCUCAACGAAGACUAUGGCUGGAGACCAGCUAUUUCUGUGAAGCAAAUUCUAGUUGGUAUUCAAGAGUUGCUUGACCAGCCAAACCCUGCCGAUCCAGCUCAAACUGAUGCUUACCAGCUCUUCACGCAGGACACGGUGGAGUACAAAAAGAGGGUCAAGGAGCAGGCAAAGCAAUACCCUUCUCUCAUAUGA